This is a messenger RNA of Mya arenaria, 2392 nucleotides long. RefSeq lists its product as uncharacterized. The record is from RefSeq and is a predicted model, not a curated record. Gene Ontology annotation, molecular function: mannosyltransferase activity. The transcript has 2 exons. The coding region runs from base 469 to 1518 and encodes 349 amino acids. Lineage: Eukaryota; Metazoa; Mollusca; Bivalvia; Myida; Myidae. Gene Ontology annotation, biological process: mannosyl-inositol phosphorylceramide biosynthetic process.
CAGUAAAAUAGUGGAACAAGGAAAGAAACAGAUGUUGCAGCACAGGAGUCCGCCUGAAUUGAGCUGGGAACUGGUAGCAUCUCAGAAAGCUGAUACAUGCAUACCCACAGGUACACCUGUAAUUAUGUGAACUUGUUUGUGAUGGAAACGAUGUGGACAAAUAUAGUGGGUGGAAAGUAUUUGCAAAUACCUUGAUAUAGAUGGCUGGGUUGUGGAUGUGGAUUUAACAAAGUGUACAAAUCUCAACUCAGUGAUACACAUGUACCCUACAAUAUCGGAAUGCGAAAUGCGAAAACAAACCUUGAAGCACGGUCAACAAAGCAAAUGGAAUUUAACUGAAAUAUGUGUGAACUAAAUUGAAAAAGAUGCCGAAAAUCAACGAGAUCAAUGUUAACCGACAGCAAGCACUGGAAAUACCAAUGUGAACAUAUGAUGUUUCAUUAACGUGGGUUUAUUCAAAACGCAAACAUGAGGAUAAGUCUUCGGCCCAACCAUCGACCAGAGGUCCUUAUUGGGGCGGCAAGAGCUACUUUGUAUAUACACAAGCGAUUGGUACUCGUGCUUUCGAUAUUAUUUGGAAUAUUUAUGAUUGUGUAUGGGAAGACUUUAUUUCAUAUAACGAAGGAGUUCAUCACACACUCUAAUUUUAAUUUCAAUCUCUGCAAGAGAUUUCACCAGACAACGCAUGCGGAAACUAGGCAAUCUUCAAUCCCAAAGGUGAUACACCAAGUCUUCCUCAAUGCUUCUGAUGAUAGUGAAGGGUAUUUUGAACUGUAUAAACCGUAUCGAGAGUCUUGGAGGCGAAUGAACCCUGGGUAUAGAUACAUUUUAUGGAACGAAACAAUGGUUGUGAACCUGAUAAACACCAGCUAUCCCUCUGUCAUGCCCUUGUAUAAGAGAUAUAAAAAUAUAUGGCUAGCACGGGCAGAUAUAGCCAGGUACGUUGUUGUGCAUUUCAUGGGUGGUGUUUAUGCCGACAUUGACAUCGAGUGCAAAAGACCAAUGGAUCUAUUGUUACAAGAAAUUGGUGAAAAGAAAGUGGCAUUGAAUUACUCAUAUAAUCCAUUCGGCAUUGCAAAUGACUUUUUCAUAUCUAGUAAACAUCACGAGUUUAUGGCCCAUGUUAUAGAUGGCCUUGCUGAGGCGGAUGUAUUGUAUUUCACCCCAUACAUAAAUACAAUGUUUAGAACAGGACCAAUGUACCUUCUAGGAAGAUAUCUUAAUUACAUACACCAAGACGACAUAUUCAUUCUUCAAAAAUCGCAAGUGUAUAUAUCAAAUGACAACAAAGACACAUCCGUGCAUGGCAUAGAUGGAAGAAUUAUACACAUAAUAUGGGCAUCUAUAGAUUCAUUACAACUAAUAAGUGUAAUAGUCAUGAUAGUGUUCAUCGUACGUCUGAAUAAGCUGCUUAGUGUUAGAAAGAAAUUGAUACACAAGUCAAAAAGUUCUGUGUAUUUGUAUGAGAAUUAUUCUAAACUUUCAAUGUCACCAAUUAUGGAAGAAGAACCAUUGUAACAUAGGAAAUAGAUAGGAUAUUAAAGUAAAUGUCUAUACUUAAGGAUGUUGACCUAUACCUGGGGCCAAAGAUAAGUGUUUGUACAUUAGUUUCAUCCUACAGUGAUUAAACUAUAUACCUUUGAGUUAAAUGGUAAUGGCUGAUAAUCAUUUUAUCACUACCAUUGAUGUUAAGAACGGAAUAAUGAUUAAUAGUGCGUUUUAUUAUGUUUCGUACGAUAAUCGUUUACUAAUAUUUAGUGUUCGCUAAAAUUGAAUGUAUAGAUACAUUUUGAUCACGUUUCUCUGAAAAUGAGUAGCAUUUUCCUUAUCCAUGUGUCACCACCAUUAAUGUAAAGAACGGAUUCAUGGUUAAUAGUACUUAUUAUUAUGUUUCAUGCGAUAAUCGUUUAAGUACUAAUAAUUAGUAUUCGCUAAAAUUGUUUGUGUAAAAUAAUUUCGAUCGCGUUUCUCUGAAAAUUAGUAGCCUUUUCCUUAUGCAUAUGCUUACAUUCUCAACACCCCCGUUUAUUCGUAACAUAUGUGACGCUGAUAUAUCUAUGUGUAAAUAUAACACAAAAAAACUAUUAAGUGUAAUAAAAAAAAGUUCUGUUCUGUUCUGUUCUGUUAUGCAUACACUGGGGUGCCGAGGAUGUAUGUUUAGGGUUGUGACGAGAUGCUAACAAUCGGUGACCGGACUCAACCGCAACUCCAGUAAAACACAUUUGUGUUAUUAAUCAAUUAUCCUGUUUUGUGUAAUGUUAAGGCUAAGUAAAUUUGCGCCAAGGCGACAUGUUGUCUUGAAUGUAUUGAAUGAUUUUUCAAUUAACAUGCUAUUUGUUUAACCCCAUUUGUUAAUUUUGUACGUGCUAUGUCAAUAAACAGACACUUGUUG